GCAGGGAGACAGAAGUCUGGGGAGGCGUCAGGCAAUGCACCCGCAGAGAAAAGCCUUGCAGCUGGAUCCUGGGAAGGCUUACUCUUAACCACUUGAGUAAGGGUUUCUUUCCGUGGCCGGAUGCUAGCCGAGAGAAGGGGAAGAUAAUGGAAGGGCGUGACCCAGAAGAACCUGUAGUUGGCCAGAGAUCAAGGAAAGGCAGCCUUCCCACCCAAGCUGGGAGUGGCACUGAAUUCUGGGAAAGAGCUCUGCCAGAGAUCCUGGAUCAGGACACCGUGACCUCAGAUGAAUAUUGUCGACUCUUCCGGCUGUUCCACUACCACGAGGCCGAUGGUCCCCGAGAGGUUUGCAGCCAGCUCCAUGGACUCUGCAACCAGUGGCUGAAGCCGGAGAAGCACACCAAGAAACAGAUCGUGGAUUUAGUGAUCCUGGAGCAGUUCCUGACCAUCCUGCCCCAGGAAAUGCAGUGCUGGGUCAGAGGACACGGGCCAGAGACCAGUUCCCAGGCGGUGGCCCUGGCCGAAAGUUUCCUCCUGGAUCAGGUAGAGGAGAAGAGGCAGACAGAGCAGAUAUGGGGGCCAUCCGCGAAGACAGAAAUGAAGUUCUCUGAGGUAAAAGAAACUCCUUCAGAAGAAAGUAAGAGGGAGCAGGCUCAGGAGGGUGCCCAAGACAUCCUAUCCAGUGGCAGUGAAGAGAUGUUGCCAAGCCCGCUUCUUUGCAGAGAGAUGAAAAUGGCUGCUCAGCCAAUGGUCCAGUCUCCCUUUUCCUUUGAGGAGGUGGCCAUGUGUUUCACUGAGGCUGAGCAGGUCUUGCUGGAUCCGGGCCAAAGAGCUCUCUACCGCGAAGCCAUGCAGGAGAACUGUGGGAGCGUAGCCUCUCUGGUGGCAGAGGAAGAGGACACAGCUGAGGAAUUCCAGAGGUUCUCUUUGGAAAAAGUCAAGACUGAAGAGGCCGAAGGAAACUUGGGAGAUGGAGAUGGACCACAGAGGCAAGAGGGAAGCCAAUCAGCAGGAGAUGAUCAGAAGAACGAGAAGGUUGAGGAACGGCAUCGUGCGUCGCCAGUUGAAGUAAAGAAUGAAGACAUGAGGGGAAACUUCAGCAAUCAAGAUGGACCCAGUUGGCAAAAAGGCAACCACAUGGUCAAGGAGAGGGAUUUCCCUGAAGUAGUUCACAUGGUGGAGGAAGCAUGCAAGUGCUCGGAGUGUGGAAUGUAUUUCCCAGAUCAAACCCAAUAUAAUGUCCAUUUACGAAUGCACACGGAAAAGAAGACCCAUCUGCACCUAGAGCGUAGAAAGACCAUAACUGAUCAAAGAACACAUACAGAAGAGAAACCUUAUAGCUGCUCUGACUGUGGCCAGAGCUUCUCACAGAAAUUAGACUUUGUUCGGCACCAAGGAGCUCAUUCAGGAGAGAACCUCUUUAUCUGUUCUGAGACUGGAAUGACAUUCUCUUAUGAAGAAAAGGGUAAUACACAUUUUCCAGGGUGCGUUGCAAGGAAAGCACAUAAAUGCUUCAAGUGUGAAAAGUACUUCAGAUACCGAUCGCAGCUCCUUGUGCACCAAAGGAUGAACAGAGGGGAGACACCUUUUGAAUGCCCGGAGUGCGGAAUGAAAUUCAUUCGGUGUGAUCAUCUUAAACAGCAUCAAAGGAGCCACAGAGGGGAGAAGCCUUUGGAAUGCUCUGAGUGUGGAAUGAAAUUCAGUCGGAGUGAUCAUCUUCAAGAGCAUCAAAGAACCCACACAGGGGAGAAGCUUUUUGAAUGCUCAGAGUGUGGGAAGAGAUUCAGUCAGAAUAGUAAUCUUCAACAGCAUCUAAGAACCCAUGCAAGGGAGAAAGCUCAUGACUGCUCAGAGAGCGGGAAGAGAUUAAAUGACAGUAGCGCUCUUCAGAAUCAUGAAGAGAAGCCUUUGCAAUGCUCAGAGUAUGGGAAGAGAUUUGAUCAAAUUAGCACUCCUCAACAACGUCUAAGAACACACCCAGAGGAGAAGCCUUUUGAAUGCUCUGAAUGUGAAAUGAAAUUCAGUAGGGGUGGCCAUCUUCAACAACAUCAAAGGACCCACACGGGGGAGAAGCCGUUUGAAUGCUCAGAAUGCGGAAAGAGAUUCAGUCAGCUUGGCCCUCUCCAACAGCAUCGAAGAACCCACUCAGGGGAGAAGCCCUUUGAAUGCUCAGAGUGCGGGAAGAGAUUCACUCAGCGUUGCCACCUUCAGCAGCAUCAAAGAACCCACACGGGGGAGAAGCCCUUUGAAUGCUCAGAGUGUGGGAAGAGAUUCGAUCAAAGUACCACUCUUCAGCAACAUUUAAGGACGCACACGGAGGAGAAGCCUUUCGAAUGCUCUGAAUGUGGAAUGAAAUUCAGUAGGAGUGGCCAUCUUCAACAACACCAAAGGACCCACACGGGAGAGAAGCCCUUUGAAUGCUCAGAAUGUGGAAAAAGAUUCAGUCAGCCUGGCCCUCUCCAACAGCAUCAAAGAACCCACACAGGGGAGAAGCCCUUUGAAUGCUCAGAAUGUGGAAAGAGAUUCAGUCAGCGUUGCCAUCUUCAGCAGCAUCUAAGAACCCACACGGGGGAGAAGCCCUUUGAAUGCUCCGAGUGCACAAAGAGAUUCAGUCGGAGCGAUGCUCUUCAGUGUCAUCUUAGAACCCACACAGGAGAGAAACCUUUUCAGUGCUCAGAGUGUCUGAAGAGCUUCAGCCGGAAUGACGCUCUUGAAUGUCAUCUACGAAUCCACACAGGGGAGAAGCCUUUUGAGUGCUUAGAGUGUGGGAGGAGAUUCAGGCACAAUGGUACCCUUCAACAGCAUCUAAGAACCCACACAGUGAGAAACCUCAUGAGUGCUCAGAGUGUGGGAAUAGAUUCAGUGACAGUAGCACUCUCAGAUAACAAAGAAACCCACACAGGGGAGGACUCUUUUUAAUAGUUAGCGUGUGGAAAGAGAUUCAGUCAGAGUAACUUGCUUAAGGUGCAUCAAAGAAUCCACACAGGGGGGAAAUUUUUUGAAUGCUUAGGAGUGUGGGAAGAGAUCCCGUCGCAGUGGCCGUCCUCAACAGCAUCGAAGAAUCCACAGAGGGAAGAAAGCUUUUGAACGUUCAGGGUGUAGAAAGACAUUCAGUCGGCGUGGCCGUCUUCGAAAGUAUCUAAGAACCGCUCAAGGAUAAGCCAUGUAACUCCUUAGCCCCAGGGGCGUUGGACUCAUUAGGGCUGGAUCUUGCAUGAAUGUCACUUUGUUGGGCUAGGCUGUUAUGUGCCAUAAAAUGUAAUGCCAGAUACCAAGCUGUCAAGUUCCAGGUCUUUCAAUAAUGAGACUCUUUGUUAAAA
Messenger RNA from Heteronotia binoei (common prickly gecko), 3319 nucleotides. Its product is annotated as zinc finger protein 135-like. Gene Ontology annotation, molecular function: RNA polymerase II cis-regulatory region sequence-specific DNA binding; DNA-binding transcription factor activity. The record is from RefSeq and is a predicted model, not a curated record. Bases 147 to 2918 code for a protein of 923 amino acids. NCBI's taxonomy places the organism in Eukaryota, Metazoa, Chordata, Lepidosauria, Squamata, Gekkonidae. Gene Ontology annotation, biological process: regulation of transcription by RNA polymerase II. The transcript is spliced from 7 exons.